Messenger RNA from Esox lucius (northern pike), 1350 nucleotides. It is a transcript of the gene glipr1a, whose product is annotated as GLI pathogenesis-related 1a. The transcript is spliced from 6 exons. The coding region runs from base 77 to 907 and encodes 276 amino acids. Gene Ontology annotation, cellular component: extracellular region. The record is from RefSeq and is a predicted model, not a curated record. Lineage: Eukaryota; Metazoa; Chordata; Actinopteri; Esociformes; Esocidae.
GACAGCUGCAUUACUGCGGAAGGAGAAAGGAUGUGAGACAUCUGGUGCCUGUUCUAGUGCAAUAAGUACAAGAAGCAUGCGGCCGCCCCAUUUGCAGGGAUUUCUGCUGGUUGUGAUAUGCCUGGGCUCAUAUUUCGGAUCCUCAGAGAACAACCCGUUUCCUGACAUCACUGACGAGAAGUUCAUCAAUGACUGUGUGAGGAUACACAACGACAACCGUUCCUCUGUGAAUCCACCAGCCAGUAACAUGCUCUACAUGACGUGGGAUGAGGGCUUGGCCGUCACGGCAAGAGCCUGGGCAAGGCACUGUGUCUUUGAGCACAACAUCUACCUGAGAGAUGUCAGACGGGUCCACCCGGUCUUCUCCUCCGUGGGAGAGAACAUCUGGGCAGGAGCUCCACCCUCCACGUUCUCCGUAAUGAAAGCCAUGCGCCUGUGGGUCAAUGAAGACCAAUAUUACAAAUAUGAAAGCAACGUGUGUCAACAAGGAAAAAUGUGUGGACACUACACACAGGUUGUUUGGGCAACGAGCUACAAGGUUGGUUGCGCUGUCCAAAUAUGCCCGAAUGGCGUUGACAAGACUACUUUUUCUGGACAAAUAGGAGCCAUAUUUGUUUGCAACUAUGCCACUGCGGGGAACAUGAAUGGGAUGUUACCAUACCAAACGGGGACAGCAUGCAGCGCUUGUGAGGGUACAAACAAUCAAUGCCAGGCCAAGCUCUGCCGCAAUUCAGAGCGAGACAAACAAAAAAGUUACAACUGGACCCCUGACUGGGAUCCAGCCCUGACCACCUGUGGUUCCUCCUGCAUUGCCAUAUUGGCCAAUCGGUUCGCCGCUCUUCUCCUUACCUUUGUCACAGCAUUUGGUGUGCACAGAUUUUACCCAAGCAUGUUUUUCUAUGAAUAGCUGAGAUUGUUGCAUGCAUUGUGGGACAGGAAAGUAGAGGUGCUGUGCUAAAACAGAAGCCCAGAUUCUAAAACACGCUGCAGCGGUCAUGUUUGCCAUUGGUUUCUCAAUUGCCAAACAAAGUAACAUUCAAAUACAAGUAUUGUUUAACCGCUUCUAGCCUUUUUAAAAGGGAACAUCUAACAAAAUGUUACCCCAGUCAUAUCAAUUAGGCAACAGAGGAAAAUGACUUCUGACAAAUACUGACUAAAACGCCUUCCCAAGACACAGAAGCCUGAACACCUCCACGUUAACGUCAAUGGAAAACUUCAUCUGCACAUUUUUAUCACACAUCAACAGUUCAAACUGCCAAAAUAAAAAAAUGUCACCAACGCUGCUCCAAGCCUGUAGCUAUGUAGGAUUGUAAAAGACUUUUUAAUAAAAUAAACCUCAGAGGAUGCUGG